Molecule: messenger RNA, 3450 nt
Organism: Dipodomys ordii (Ord's kangaroo rat)
Lineage: Eukaryota; Metazoa; Chordata; Mammalia; Rodentia; Heteromyidae
Gene: Brap
Product: BRCA1 associated protein
Exons: 11
Coding region: 4-1689 (561 amino acids)
Biological process (GO): Ras protein signal transduction; protein ubiquitination
Cellular component (GO): cytoplasm
Molecular function (GO): nucleic acid binding; zinc ion binding; ubiquitin protein ligase activity
Source: RefSeq, a predicted model, not a curated record
GAAAUGUCUGAUGAAGAGAUCAAAAAGAAGACAUUGGCUUCAGCUGUAGCUUGUUUAGAAGGGAAGUCACCCGGGGAGAAAGCAGCUAUCAUUCAUCAGCACCUUGGCCGUCGGGAAAUGACAGAUGUGAUCAUUGAAACCAUGAAGGCAAACCCAGAUGAGCUAAAAGAUACAAUGGAAGAAAAGUCUUCAGACGUAUCCCCAACUGCACAGAGAAGCCGAGAUCAAAGUAAAGAAUGCUUAAAUACAGCUCCUGAUUCUCCAUCCAAACAGCUUCCAGACCAGAUUUCAUUCUUCAGUGGAAAUCCUUCCGUUGAAAUAGUUCAUGGUAUUAUGCACCUAUACAAGACGAAUAAGAUGACCUCCUUAAAAGAAGAUGUGAGGCGCAGUGCCAUGCUGUGUAUUCUCACAGUCCCUGCUACAAUGACCAGUCAUGACCUUAUGAAGUUUGUCGCCCCAUUUAAUGAAGUAAUUGAACAAAUGAAAAUCAUCAGAGACUCUACUCCAAAUCAAUAUAUGGUGCUGAUAAAGUUUAGUGCACAGGCUGAUGCAGACAGUUUUUAUAUGGCAUGUAAUGGCCGCCAGUUCAACUCCAUAGAAGAUGACGUUUGCCAGCUGGUCUAUGUGGAAAGAGCCGAAGUGCUGAAAUCUGAAGACGGCGCCAGCCUCCCUGUGAUGGACCUGACCGAGCUCCCCAAAUGCACGGUGUGUCUGGAGCGCAUGGAUGAGUCUGUGAACGGCAUCCUCACCACGCUCUGUAACCACAGCUUUCACAGCCAGUGCCUGCAGCGCUGGGACGACACCACGUGUCCUGUGUGCCGGUACUGUCAAACACCAGAACCUGUAGAAGAAAAUAAGUGCUUUGAAUGUGGUGUCCAGGAAAAUCUUUGGAUUUGCUUAAUUUGUGGGCACAUAGGAUGUGGGCGAUAUGUGAGUCGACAUGCAUACAAGCACUUUGAGGAGACACAACACACAUACGCCAUGCAGCUCACCAACCACCGGGUAUGGGACUAUGCUGGCGAUAAUUACGUCCACCGGCUUGUUGCAAGUAAAACAGAUGGAAAGAUAGUGCAGUAUGAGUGUGAGGGCGACACCUGCCAGGAAGAGAAAAUUGAUGCCUUGCAGCUAGAGUAUUCAUAUUUAUUAACAAGCCAGCUGGAAUCUCAGCGAAUCUACUGGGAAAACAAGAUCGUUCGCAUAGAGAAGGACACGGCCGAGGAAAUUAACAACAUGAAGACCAAAUUUAAAGAAACAAUUGAGAAGUGUGACAGUUUGGAGCACAGGUUGAACGAUCUCCUCAAAGAAAAACAAUCUGUGGAAAGAAAGUGCUCCCAGCUGAACACAAAAGUGGCCAGACUCACCACCGAGCUCCAGGAGGAGCAGGAAAUGAACAAGUGUUUGCGCGCCAACCAGGCCCUCCUACAGAAUAAGGUGAGGGAUGGGGAGAGGUUGCUGAAGGAGACCUGUGACCAGAAGGACCUGCAGAUCACGGAGAUCCAGGAGCAGCUGCGCGACGUCAUGUUCUACCUGGAGGCGCAGCAGCAGAUCAGCCACCUGCCUGUGGAGACCAGGCAGGAAAUCCAGGAGGGGCAGAUCAACAUCGCCGUGGCCUCGGCCCCCAGCCCCUCUGCUUCUGGGAGCAGUGGGAGGCUGCCCUCCAGGAAGGGCCGCAGCAAGCGGGGCAAGUGACCCUCGGAGAAGCGUCCCCAUGACUGUGCCCUGCACUGCAGGAGGGUGAGCCUAAGAAGCAGGAGUGAGGAUAAGCUGGUCUUUGCCCUUUCAUUUGCGUGUGGUGUGCUGAGUGCAGGGCUGAAGGCCAUGGCAGUGUGUUCAGCGUGGUGCUGGUCACAAACCUUACACACUCAAUGCCCACUUUGCCUUCUGCCUAGUAGGUGCCCCGACCCCGUAGGGCAUUUUUCAGUUGUAUUUAUUGAGUUGGAGUAUUUAUCGUUCUUUUGGGCAUCAGUUUAAGACACGAAGUUUUACUGUGAUCUAGAAGGUAACAUUACCAAGCACCCAAGCUCUGACCUCCCAGAGCUCAGAGCAGCUGUUGUGAGAGGUCCCUUCGCUACCGAAGAGCUGGGAAAAGUCCCACGCUUGGCCCUCAUCGCCUCCCACCCCUCUGCCUCAUAGCUGGAGGAUUGUUCCGAUGUUAUACGAAGAGAGGCUGGCUGGUCCCCAGCAGCCAUCUCAACUUGCUCUCUAAGUCUAGCCAGGAAAAACAAACAGCCUGAGUUAGACCGAGUAGACCCAGGGUAAGGAAAAUGGUGGCAGUUUAUGUUAUUUAUUUUUGGUGAUUCCCUACAGCAUUACUCACUGCACUUAAAAAAGAGGCUUGGUGGCCACUCCAAGACUCAAAUCUCCAAGCACACGUCCCAGCAUCCAGUGAAAAAAAUUGCAGGGAUAAUCAUCCAUGUAAAAGUGGGGGAGGGGGUCCCUGUCUCACUCAUGUGUUUUGCUAGAAGAUGGGCCUACACGGCUGCAGCCAGAGGGAGACAGGGCAGGUUUUCAGUUAUGUUCUCAAGGUACUGCCAAAGGCUGUUUCCACUUCCAGAACCUGGAAUUUCCACAGAGCCCUUUGUGAGGCUUGUGGUGGGCCAGCAGUGUCUGUGCACUUCCUCUAGAGCCGGAAGCAUCAGUCCAGACCUACAGGAACUGAGCAAAACUGAAAUGCAACCGUGUUAGAAUUUAGCUUCUAGGAGAGGUAACUGGAUUAGGUUAACAAGGCUUACUGUUCAACCAUGGGUUUUGGUUUUUGCUUUCUAAUUAGCCAAAGGAUUUUACUUAGCACAUUUCUGAAUCGUUUCUUUAGUCCGUGAUUCCCCCCUCCCCCCCUUCCUUGUUGCCAUCUGUGUGGAGCUGCCACUGACCUUCCCAGAAUCCUUGAGAGUUUGCAGAAUGAGUGUGCACAGCCAUUCUGAAUCUCAUGCUUAGGACAGACCAGACUGUAAGUCCUCUCUUUGGACUUGAAUAUACAGACAUCUAAAAACAAGAAUGAGAAUGGAAAGCAUAAUCAAAUUCUCUUUCCUAUAGAGUUUCUAUUUUAUUUAAAAUCUAUUUUUACACUAGCUAAGAGUCCUGCUGUUUUGGCCAAGUGCUUGUUGUGCUUGUCCUGCAUGUACAACCCUGGGAAGCCAGGGUGGGUGGUGGCAUACUAAUGACCAGAAUCAGAUGUAGUUGCAAAGUAUUCUCUGCGGUUCAUUAACAUCACCCCUGCAGGCGAGCAGGCAGCCCUGCCCGGCUGAGAGCCCAGCUUUGCACGGUGGGACAAACACCGAAGGCUGUGCCGGGGAACAAGCACACCGAGAUGCACACCACGAUACGUCAGAAGGUUAAAGCUUUGUUUGAUUUGGACGGAAUUACUUAAGUGGGAGCUGUUAAGUAUUUUCCUUCAGGAUGGAGAUGAACCCCUUGUCCAUACUACCUGAACAAUUAAAUUGUAUUGAAAUA